This is a messenger RNA of Williopsis jadinii, 543 nucleotides long. RefSeq names its product mitochondrial 37S ribosomal protein mS41 (gene FYV4). The record is from RefSeq and is a predicted model, not a curated record. The transcript has a single exon. NCBI's taxonomy places the organism in Eukaryota, Fungi, Ascomycota, Saccharomycetes, Phaffomycetales, Wickerhamomycetaceae. Gene Ontology annotation, cellular component: mitochondrion. Bases 43 to 441 code for a protein of 132 amino acids.
CUUAAACAACGAAAGUAAACACAGCUCAGCCAUCGUCAAAAGAUGUUCAGCAGAAGGCUUCUACUCUCAUCUCAGUGUAUUGCACGUGCUUGCUACUCUACGAAAAGUGCAGUUCCACAUCCUACGGAUAAGAUUCCGGAUGUGAAGGCUUUCCUUACAACGAUCGGGCGUAACUGUAUAGAACACGAAGAACACUUCCCAGAUUGGGAGAGCCUGUUCCACACCAGUGGCAGGGAUCUAAAGGACAAAGGCAUCGAUGUGCAGCAAAGAAGAUAUAUUCUUAGACAGGUUGAGAAGUUGAGACAGGGCGAGGAGGUUAAGGCCACGCAAGUGGGUAAGAAGAGUUUCUACGGCGGUGAAAGAAAGAGAAAAGAAAGAGUUGCGAGACUCGCCGCUGAGAAGAGACAAGAGAGAUAUGCUCACGAGGAUGCUAUGGCUUGAGAUUUUCUCUCAUGGUGUCGCUAUACAUGAAGAAGCAUGUAAAUAGGAGAGUUCUGUACAUAAAUGACAAAUCAACAGCUAGAACAAGAGCACUCGAUGUAU